GCAAGCACCUUCACGUCAGUCUACACCAGAAAUCUAUCAUUUGGACUUAGAAUAUUUUCAAUUAAUUUAAUAAACAACACUUAGAAAUAUUUCGACACGACCUGUACUUUCGACGACCAGUUGCUGGCCCACUACAAUGGACUUAACUGAGCUUGUAUAACUACUACGUUAUCGAUCAUCGAUAGAAAUAGUUGGACACUUUGUAGCUAUUAAAUAUUAAAUAAGUAAUGCAAUUUUUAAAUUUUCAUUUGUUCCAUUGCGAAAUCUGACUGGCGACUGUUUAACAUGGGCCCCAUCGGCUAGCCACCUGUUUAAAUAGUGACUAUACUAACUAUUAACGAAUAACAAUAGAAAUACGUGUAUUUAUCCGUAAUAAUUAUAAUUGUGACAUGUAUACAGGAAUGGGAAACACCGUCAUCGUUUGACGAUAUUUGUUUCUCGAUUACUCUAUCGUAAAUAAUGAAUAUAAACACAUAGACAAUAUACCUACUAUUAAUUAUUAUAUAGGGUUUGUAGAAAUUAGAAGUUCGCCGUUCGGCCAUUAUAGAUAUUUAUUCUGUUUAUAUUAUAUUGUGUAGAGUGAAAUAAGUGCAUAUUCAGGUGUAUAGGUACGUAGGUAUUAUACAAUUAUACGCGUGUGGCGUAUCGUGAUAUAAUAGUUUAAAUAGUGUAUAACGUUGAAGUAUUAUGAUUAUGAUUUUGUACUAUCGUUUGAUGAUAGGCUUAUUGUAAGUGCUUACUACACAGCCACACGGGUACCUAUAGUAAGGUAUUUUGAGAAAAAAACAAAUAAUUCAAUAACAUAAGUUUUGAUCAUCACCGAAAAUUAAAAAUAAUUUCAACAUUCUCAAAACAAUAUGUAUCAAAGGUUUAUUGAUGAUUCUUCUGCUGGUCCAUCUUCUAUAGUAGCUAUGACCCCAGAAAAAUUACAACCAUCAUCUCUUAAGUCGACGAUGCCAAAAUCAAUGUGUGAAAAGACAUCAGCACUUAAGUUCUUGCAUGCGAAAAAGAAGUCUGGCCGUGAAUAUACAGUUUCCAUUAUUCUCAUAUGUAUUUGGCUUUUUUGUACCAUAGUUCUUAUGGCAAAACAAGAAAGGAAAGUAGAUGAUGUCCAUCAAAUAACAUUAGCUCCAAAUGAAACUAAAACUCAGAUAAUAUAUAAAAAUUAUAUGCCAAACACAAAUAAAAUACAAUUGAUAUUGGCUGGUGCAUUUAUGCCUGAUUAUUAUAGUACUUUGGCAACACAUUUCUUUAACAUUUGGAUAGAGUUCAAACCAAUUGAAGAAUAUGAUAUGCCCUCAAAUUUGGGAUUGAAAUUAGAAAAUAUUCAUCAAAGCAGGAAUAUAACUCAAAUAUGGUCCAUACCAAUUGUGAGUGAAUCACUUGUUGAAGUUGUUCCUGAAAUGCACCAUAAUAAAAUCUUUAAUUUAUUUUCCAAUGUUACUCUUCGUGGUGAUACUAGACUUUGUAUGAAUACUACAUUGAGCACUAAUUUUCCUAUUGCAUUGACGUAUGAUUUGUUUCCAAUCAACACGGAAUAUGGUAUAAUUUAUGCUGCUUUAGUAUUGAUUGGACUUUACAUAUUAAUUAUAACUGAAGUUGUACACAAAUCAAUUGCAGCAAUAUUAGCAGCCACUAUGUCAAUUUCCAUACUAGCACUUUUAGAUGAGAGACCAACUAAAGAUGAACUAUCUUCUUGGGUGGAUAUUGAAACGUUGCUUCUCCUUUUCUGUAUGAUGGUUAUUGUUGGUAUUUUAUCCGAAACAGGCAUUUUUGAUUACUUGGCAAUCAUAGCAUACAAAGAAACUAAAGGUAAAAUUUGGCCAUUGAUCAAUACAUUGUGUUUCUUUACUGCUAUUGUAUCUUCUAUAUUGGAUAAUGUUACCACUGUUCUCCUAAUGACACCUAUAACCAUAAGGUUAUGUGAAGUAAUGCAAAUGAAUCCAGUACCCACGCUUAUGUGUAUUAUAUUUUAUGCAAAUUUAGGAGGAGCUUUAACAUUAAUUGGAGAUCCACCAAAUGUAAUAAUUGGAACAAAUAAAGACGUUAUUGCAAGUGGAAUUGAUUUUACAACAUUUUCUUUACAUAUGGGUGCUGGUUUAAUAUUUAUAUUUAUAGCUGUAAAUCUACAUUUAAGGUUUAUUUUCCGUAAUAUGCAAGAUUUAAAAUUUACUGAACCUCCUAAUGUCACUGAAUUAAGACAAGAAUUGGCAAUUUGGCAAAAAGCUGCAUUUUCUUUGUCUUCGUACUCAAAAGAAGAAGGAGUUGUAAGAGAUAAACUUUUAAGAAAAUGUAAAACUAUAUUUUCAAAGCUUAAAGACACUCUUAAAGGUUUCAAUGUUGAUGUUCUACCAACAGAAAGACUUCAAAGUUAUGAUGAAUCUAUCAAGGAUUUUUUGAAUAAGGAAAAUCAUUUAGAUAAAAGUCUUUUAUGGAAAUGUGCUAUUACAUUAGGAUUUGUUAUUACUUUGUUUUGCCUGCAUUCAAUUCCUCAACUGAAUCUUAGUCUUGGAUGGAUUGCUGUACUUGGAACAUUACUUUUGCUUAUACUUGCUGAUCAUGUUGAUAUUGAAUGUGUACUAGGCCGAAUUGAAUGGGCAACUUUGUCAUUCUUUGCUGCACUGUUUAUUUUAAUUGGAGCAUUAUCUGAGCUAGGUUUGAUUGAAUGGGUAGGUAAACAGACAGAAAUGAUAAUUAUGUCUGUAGCCAAAGAGUACCGAUUGUCAGUUGCUAUAAUUUUAAUUCUUUGGGUUUCUACUAUUGUCUCCUCAUUUGUUGACAAUAUUCCAUUGACUACUAUGAUGAUAAAAGUGAUAACUUCAUUGUCUCAAAAUCCUGAACUAGAAUUACCAUUACCACCUUUGGUUUAUGCAUUAGCAUUUGGUGGUUGUCUUGGUGGAAAUGGAACACUGAUUGCUGCUUCAUGUAAUAUGGUCUGUGCUGGAGUAGCUGAACAACAUGGAUACCGAAUGUCCUUUAUGCAAUUCUUCAAAGUUGGAUAUCCAGUGAUGUUAGGUAGCAUAGUUAUUGCUACAGUAUACUUGCUUGUUAGUCAUGUAACAUUUGGAUGGAAUACAUAAUGUUGUUUGUUUCGUCAGAUUUUCAAAAAAAUGUUCCUGUGAAAAUAUCUAGCUGACAAAAAGAUAAAUUUAUUUAUUUUUAUAUUUUAGUUUGAAUUAAAAUUAAAAUUGUUUAAGUAAUAUUAAGUAUAUUUAUGAUUGUUUAUAAAA
Rhopalosiphum maidis (corn leaf aphid) is the source of this 3230-nucleotide messenger RNA. RefSeq names its product P protein-like. Gene Ontology annotation, cellular component: membrane. Gene Ontology annotation, biological process: transmembrane transport. The record is from RefSeq and is a predicted model, not a curated record. The coding region runs from base 858 to 3080 and encodes 740 amino acids. Lineage: Eukaryota; Metazoa; Arthropoda; Insecta; Hemiptera; Aphididae. The transcript is spliced from 19 exons.